Kwoniella botswanensis is the source of this 4635-nucleotide messenger RNA. RefSeq lists its product as uncharacterized. The record is from RefSeq and is a predicted model, not a curated record. Gene Ontology annotation, molecular function: protein binding. Lineage: Eukaryota; Fungi; Basidiomycota; Tremellomycetes; Tremellales; Cryptococcaceae. The transcript is spliced from 14 exons. Bases 1 to 4635 code for a protein of 1544 amino acids. Gene Ontology annotation, cellular component: Ski complex.
AUGUCGGCCACAAAGAAGGCGCUGAAAUCGAUCAAGUCGCAGCUGGAAGAGAAGAAUUCCGAAGCUGCUCUGUACGAAGCUACCAACUUACUCAAAUCGAUCGGGGAGGAUGCACCUGAAGCUGCUCAAGUAUUGAUAUUUCGUGGGCUCGCUCUCACCCAAUUGCAGCGGAAUGAAGAAGCUGAAAAGUCAUACAUCCAUGCCUACAAGCUCCAGCCGUCCAACCCAUUGGCAUCAAUGGGACUGAAGAGGCUUUACGAGAAGAACCAGCAGUGGGAUAAGCUGGGUCAACUGUUAGAAGUAUUAGUACAAGCUUCAUACGAUCAAAACGAUGGACAGAGAUGUGCUAGUGCAUUGCAGGAACUGCUCGAAGUACGCGCCAAAUACGGUCCUCCAGAGAAACUUUACCGAGCUUUAGAUCAACUGUUACCCUCAUCCCCUCUUGUUCCCCUUCUUCAGUCUGUGUGUCCCCCAAGCGGUUCAUACGUGCCCUUUCCCUCACCCAUCUACCCACCAUCAUCAGCAGCUAUACCACCUUCCCUUCCAACUCCUCUACCUCAUGCCCUACAUCUCGUCGCAUCAUUGCCUCUCUUGACCAACCUCCUAGUUCGAGCCGAAUCGCUGGUACAUACAACCACAGAGCAGAAAGUCAAGGUAGGAAGACAGAGGCUGGGUGCGGGACCGGAGAAAGAGGUCAGAAGGAAAGUUGAGGCGGAAGUGCUGGGUGGCGAAUUGGGUAUGAGAAUGGUCGAACUCCUGAAGGAAGUUGGAUCUCACCCUGACGUAGCGGAAGACGUAAGGAGAGAGGUGGAAAUUAGAGAAUUCAAUUUCUGGAGAAAGCUUGGUGCUUCUUUACCAUCGAAACAAGCUGUAAAGCCAGAUGCUAAGAAAACUCCAUCUGCGAAAUCAAACAAAGAAGCUCAACCUUCGAAGACGAGCUCGACAGAUUUACCCACAACCUCACUAUUCUCUGCCCAUUCAUAUCCAACGCCUGACAAAGAUGAGGCUUUGUCGCGAACUAAUAAUCUAGCUAAUGGAUUCGUGUUGCUCGGGAUCACCGGUAAAGGUGCUGAAGAAGGAUGGUCUUGGGUGUUGGAAGGGAAAGAUGAACCCACCCUCUUCUAUGAUAUCGAGCUUCUCCACAAAUACGCGAAAGCAUUCCCGGAGUCCAGGAUGACCGACUUCAUUGACGAUUAUUGCAGAUGGUUCAAAUUGCCUUUACCUGAACCGGAGGAAGAAGAAGAGACCCCUCAGCCAGCUAACGGGGAAGAAUCUUUCGCUCAAAAGGCAAAUAAGAAGACCAAGAAUCGCAGAGGAAGGAAUGGCAUGAAUGCUAGAGAACGACGAAAAGCCAGGAGAGCCGCUGGGAAAGAAGGGGUGCUGUCGGAAGAUUUGGAUCAGGAAGAAAGGGAGGAAUUGGUAUCUGGAAUGACUAAACUGGUUGAUCAACUACCGAAAUCGAUUUUUGCUCAUCGAGUCAUGGCUAGAAUAUCGUUGCAAGAAGAGGAUUGGGCAAACGCUAUUGCCUUUGGUGACAAGGCGAAAGCUCUGGUUAAAGAGCUCGAGAAUGAAAGAGGCAUAUUCUUGCCGAACGUUCGAGCUUCCAUCGACACCACUCUCGGUCUCGCUUGUGUCCCUUAUUUUGCCCCUAAGCAUCAUCCUCGUGCUAUUCGACUGCUCGAUGGAGUGUUGAAGAGUCAUCCAGACAACAAAGAAGCGCGUUUCGCUCGUGCUCAGAUACAUCAAGCUGCCGGUCAAUGGUCAUAUGCAAGGAAGGAAUUCCAGACGCUCAUCGAUGCGGGUGGCGACGAGAAUGAUGUUGUCGCUGCGAAAGAAGAAUUGGGAUGGUGUUUGGUCAAUGAGGGCGAGUUAGAAAAGGGUAGAGAGAUCUUAGAAGAAGUAGUGGAGAUUAGAGAUGCAAGGAAAGAACAGGAUGGAAAGGACGACGAAGCUUAUCAAAGAGCAAGAGCUUGGUAUAGACUUGGUAGGACAGAAUGGAUGAUUGGAGACGACGAGAGUCGACAACAUGCCGAAGAAUGGUUCAUGGCUUCCAUCCGAGCUCUUCCUACUUUCCCUUCAUCUUAUACGUCCCUCGGUAUCUGCUAUUCUUCGGCUACUCCGCCAGACGAAGAAAGAGCUUUGAAGUGUUUCCAGAAAGCAUUCGAGCUCGAUGCUACUGAGACUGAGGCUGCCCAUAGACUUGCUAUUGGCUAUGCGAAUGAAGAUGAAUGGGCUUUGGUGAGAACUAUCGCUAUGAGAGUGAUGGAAGGUGAAGGUGGACUAGAUGGUGUAGCAGGAGGCGAAGUCAUGAAUGCAAAAGGCAGAUUUGCGCCUCAGAACGGAUGGGCUUGGAAAGCUCUUGGAUCUACAGAGGUGCAUUACAAGAACUACGCCAAGGCUGCUCAAGCGUACCAGAUUGCUCUUCGAGGUGAUCCUACCGAUGUGUCCAUGUGGGUAAUGCUCGGAGAAUCAUAUGUCAAAUGUGGAAGACAUAAUGCCGGGCUCAAAGCUCUCAACCAUGCUCUUGAGCUUCAGCCCACCAACUGGCGAGCAUACUUCAACAUUGGGGAUACUCAAGCUCAGCUAGGUGCAUUCGACAAAGCUAUUGAGGCAUAUGAAAAGGUGCUUUCCCUUACAGAUACUCAAGAAAUCGGUAUCGUCGCUGCUCUGGCUGAAGCCAAUCUCUCGCUUGGUCGACAGACUGCUGCUGGAGGGUUCGGACAGAGAUCAAGGAACGCCUUACACGCCGCCAUCCGACUCGCUACAGAUGUGCUGAGGGAUGGACGAAGUCACCGAGCGUGGGCGUGGAAAACUAUCGGAGAUGCCACCUUCGAGCUUAGUAACGAAGAGUCCAGCUUGGAGGAAGCUUUGUCCUCGAGUGAAGUCGUCCAACCCGUUCUGCAACAUCUGGUCGAAGACGAUGCAGACCGAAGAUCUCAGGUAGAAGGAUUAGGACAUGCCGCCAAUCUACUGCAAACCUCUCCGGAUUUGGGAUAUACUAUCAAGACUUCGAUUUUUGCUUUCGCCUAUCGUGCAUAUCUACUCAAGAAUGAACCUCGGGUAGCAGAUCCAGCUUUAUACGAUUUAGCAAGUUCGCUUCAUGCCCUCGCUCUUCGAUUGCCCGACAGUGAGAGCAAGACCUCAUGUCUCAAAGCUGCUAUCUCCGCCAUUAGGUUAGCGUUAGAGCGGGAUGCAGGAGAUGAAAGGCUUUGGAAUGCCUUGGGUGUGAUCUGCGGUACUGCAGGGCCACAAGUUGCUCAGCAUGCCUUUGUUGUUUCGCUCGAAUUGUAUUCAAAAGAUCCGAUUGUCUGGGCAAAUCUCGGUUACCUAUAUCUACGACUAGAAGAUGCAGAACUUGCCAACCUAUGUUUCUUGAAAGCUCAAAUCAUCGAUCCUGAUUACGCACCUGCAUGGUUCGGUCAGGGUAUGUUGGCCGAUAGAAAUGGGGAUAAACAACAUGCAAAAGCACUUUACUCCCAUGCGGUUACCUUGUCGGCUGGAUCUUUGCUCGAAGCGGAUCUCGCCUUGGCUAUCGCUACUUUCGAACGGUUCCUCGUCCCAGGUGCUCAGAUCGAUUCCAACCUUCUACACCAACCAGCCUUCGCACUUCGUCACUACUGUCAUCAGAGACCUAAUGAUUUCGCUGCUGCUCACUUGUACGCAUUGAUCUGCGAAAGAUUAGGUCUGGCCGAUGAGGCAGCCUCGUCGCUCGAACGAGCAGCGGCAGUAUUGGAAGAGGAAUUCGAAAGGACUGAAUCAGCAGAUAUCGAAUCGCGAUAUGCUAUUGCGUUAUGCAAUCUUGGAAGAGUUCAGCUUGCUGCAAAGAAAUACCCAGCAGCGCUCGAUACGCUCAACAACUGUUGGGAAUUGAUCUCGGACUCGACAGACGGAACCAUCGUCUCACUGAAGGCUCAGUGUAGAUUGUUACAAGGUCUGGUACACUAUUGGCUCAGACAGAUUGACGAAUCGCUCGAAGCGUUCCAGAACAGUUUAGACGAAGCUUCCGCCUCACAGGAUCUCAAGAUUAAAGAGGAGGUUGCGGUAUUACUCAGUCGAACGCUCUGGGGUCUAGGAGGUGAUGAUGCGAAGGAAACUGCGAAGAGUAAUCUUAUGGAGUGCUUAUCACAAGAAAAACCAUCACUCAAAGUGAUUUCGACUCUAGCAGCUAUAGCUGUGAUAUCCUCCGAUCCAGAUCUAGUCGAAGCAGCAAUUUCCGAAUUGUCCUCUCGACCAGUCGAAUCGCGAGUCAAGGAAGAUCCAUCUGGACAGUCGGAUCUCGUACUAUACCUACACGCUAUAGUAGGAGGUGAUACACAGGAAAGUCACAAGGUCCUGGAAAGAGCUGUACAAGCAUCACCGACCAAUGUCAAAUCUAGAAAUAGACUUGCCGAAGCGUUAAUACAAGUUGGUAGAUCGAAAGAAGCAAAUGAUGUGCUGCAGAUUUCGGGCCGUGUGGAAGAUGUAGAAAGUAAGGCGAGAAUGGAAAGCCUCAGAGGAACAGCUGAGAUCUUGGAGGGAGACGAGGGCGGUACCAGUAGAUUGCAGAAGGGUGUGAUGCUUGCGCCGUGGGAGGAAGAUGGGUGGAAUGCUUUGACUUGGGGGAGAAGGGUGGUAGCCGAGGCCGAAACUGAGUAG